UCCCUUGGAAGCACUGCUCCGAAACAGAAAAAAUAAAAAGAAAGAAAACCCACAACACAAAAGCUGUUAUCUUUGCUACACAGCUUCUUCUUGCUCUGUUCCAAUCUUCUGAUAAUCUCGCAUAAAGUGUGCGAAUUGUUCUGCUCAUUUCGUCUCUUUAGGCAGCGUUAUAGUCUCUCCACCAAUCUCAGGUUUGAAUAUAGAUUGGAUAAUUCGAAAAAUUUGGAACUUUUGGUGUGUUUUUUCAUGGUGUGUAGGUAGAUGUUUUGAUAGCUAGCUUUCAUGGGUUCGAUAAGAUUGUCCAUUCCCGUGGACCAAUUUGAUCCAAAAAGGGUUAAGCAAAUUAGAGUCUCUCGUCUCGAGACUGAAGCUAACGAAACCAACAAUGCCAUUGAUUCCCUUGACCAAAACGAUUCCGUACAUGGAGCUGCUGCUGUGGAGAGAAACCGAAGUCCAAAAGUGAAUAGUAGAAAGACGUUGAAGAGUGCAAAGAGAGGGAAAACGAAGGAUGUGGGUCUAAAGCUUAGUUUCAGAAGCGAAAGAAGUGAACUUGAACCGGAGAAUAUCUUUGUGGAAGGUAGGGAGUUGGAUGUUAACUACUCAGCUCUUAGGCCUGGGUUGAGUUUGGAGCAUUGUAAUGCUAUCUUGAAAAAACUGGAAAGAUGCAGUGAUAACAAUGCCUUGCAGUUUUUCGACUGGAUGAGGAGCAAUGGGAAAUUAGAAGGAAAUACGGGUGCUUAUAAUUUGAUUCUCCGAGUUUUGAGUAGGAGAGAAGAAUGGGACAGAGCCGAGGCCUUGAUCAAGGAAGCGUGUGGUUUUCAGGGCAGUGAGCAGAAUUUUCAGGUUUUCAACACAGUUUUAUAUGCGUGUUCUAAAAAGGGUCUUGUAAAUUUAGGUUCAAAGUGGUUUAGGAUGAUGUUGGAUCUUGGGGUUCAGCCAAAUGCGGCUACCCUUGGUAUGGUGAUGGGUCUUUAUCAGAAAAGUUGGAAUCUCGAAGAUGCAGAGUUUGCAUUUUCUCGUAUGAGAAUCCAUGGGAUAACAUGUGAAUCUGCUUAUUCAGCAAUGAUAACAAUUUACACACGUUUGCGGUUAUAUGAUAAAGCAGAGGACGUUAUUGACUUCAUGAGGGAAGAUGGAGUGAAGCUGAAUCUAGAGAAUUGGUUGGUGAUGCUUAAUGCUUAUAGCCAACAGGGCAAACUGGAGCAAGCUGAAUCUGUAUUGGCCUCCAUGGAAGCGGCAGGGUUUGGUCCAAAUAUCAUCGCAUACAAUACUUUAAUUACCGGUUGUGGGAAGAACUCUAAUGUGGCAGAUGCGAAUCGUAUAUUCCAGAAUCUCCAUGAUGUUGGGUUGGAGCCAGAUGAAACAAGUUACAGGUCAAUGAUUGAAGGGUGGGGACGAGCUGGAAAUUACAAGGAGGCGAAAUGGUACUACGGAGAACUCAAGAGGUUGGGGUAUAAACCCAAUUCAUCAAACCUUUACACAUUGAUCAACUUACAAGCUAAGUAUGGAGACAAAGAUGGUGCUAUUAGAACAGUUGAAGAUAUGAUACGCAUUGGAUGCCAACUUUCCUCGAUUCUUGGGAUCCUUCUGCAGGCUUAUGAGAAGGUUGGAAAGAUCGAUGAUGUGCCUUGUGUUCUCACUGGCUCUUUUCUUAAUCAUAUCCGUGUAAACCAGACUUCUUUCUCGAUGCUGGUUAUGGCUUAUAUCAAACAUGCUAUGGUCGAUGAUUGCUUGGCAUUGUUGCGAGAGAAAGAGUGGAGAGACCCGGCGUUUGAGGCCCACUUGUAUCAUUUGUUGAUCUGCUCGUGCAAAGAGUUCGGUCAACUUGACGAUGCUGUGAAGAUAUACAACCAGACGAAGGAUUCUGAGGACAAGAUUAAUCUGCACAUCACAUCCACAAUGAUCGACAUUUACACUAUCAUGGGUGAAUUUGGUGAAGCAGAGAAGCUGUAUUUAAAGAUGAAAUCUUCUGAAGUUAUCUUGGACAGGAUUGCCUUCAGUAUUGUGGUUCGGAUGUAUUUGAAAGCGGGUUCCUUGGAAGAUGCAUGCUCUGUUCUCGAGAUCAUGGAAGAGAAGCACAAGGACAUUGUUCCAGAUGUUUAUUUGUUCCGUGAUAUGCUUCGGAUAUAUCAAAAGUGUGGCCUGCAGGAUAAACUCGAGCAUCUGUACUACAAAAUCCGGAAGAGUGGAGUCAUAUGGGAUCAAGAGAUGUACAAUUGUGUCAUAAACUGCUGUUCCCGUGCUCUGCCCGUCGAUGAACUCACCAGAAUCUUCGAUGAGAUGAUUCAACGAGGGUUUAUUCCCAACACCAUCACAUUCAAUGUCUUGCUUAAUGUAUAUGGAAAAGCCAGGUUCUUCAAGAAGGCAAAGUCUGUUUUCUUAUUAGCCAGAAGGCACGGCCUAGUGGAUGUCAUCUCUUACAACACCAUCAUAGCCGCCUAUGGACAGAGCAAGGAUUUCACAAACAUGUCAUCAGCAGUUCGGAACAUGCAGUUUGAUGGCUUCUCAGUGUCCCUCGAGGCUUAUAACUCUAUGUUGAAUGCAUAUGGGAAGGAUCAUCAAAUGGAGAACUUCAGGAAUGUCUUGAAGAGAAUGAAAGAAACUAGCUGCAAAUCAGAUCAUUACACUUACAACAUCAUGAUCAAUAUCUACGGAGAGAAAGGAUGGAUCGAUGAAGUUACAGAGGUGCUGAGAGAGCUAAAGGAAUCUGGAAUCGGUCCCGACCUGUGCAGCUAUAACACACUGAUAAAGGCAUACGGGAUUGCUGGAAUGGUCGAAGAAGCUGUUGGGUUGGUGAAGGAGAUGAGGGAGAAGGGGAUAGUGCCUGAUAACGUAACCUACACCAAUCUGAUAGCUGCUUUGCGCAGGAAUGAUCCC
This is a messenger RNA of Tarenaya hassleriana, 2877 nucleotides long. RefSeq names its product pentatricopeptide repeat-containing protein At4g30825, chloroplastic. Lineage: Eukaryota; Viridiplantae; Streptophyta; Magnoliopsida; Brassicales; Cleomaceae. The annotation marks the transcript as partial. Gene Ontology annotation, molecular function: protein binding. The transcript has 2 exons. The record is from RefSeq and is a predicted model, not a curated record.